GCGGCGUUGAGUUUGUCAAGAAUGUGACGUCUUGGUGUCUUUUGCACGGCUUUUCUUAUUCCUUUGCGGAGAGAAGACCAAAACUUGUUGCUUUCGGUGCGCGAGUCCCCGAGCCGCCGUUUUCUUCAAGAAGCCCUUUUUUUCCCUCCCCUUUGGUGCAAGUCUCUACUUUCUCUUCACACCCUUUGUCUCUUUUUGUCAAGUUCAACUUCACCACAGUUGAACAAACAAACAAGAAAAUAAACAUGGCUUCUACCAUUGCCCAGGUCGGCACCUAUGCCGGCCUUGCUGUAGCUGCCGCUUUUGCCUACACUGCCCUCCUCAUCGUCUACCGCGUCUUCUUCCACCCGCUCGCCAAGUACCCCGGCCCCUUCCUGGCCAAGAUCACCGAUGCCUACCAGCUCUACCACGCCUACAAGGGCGACCGCCACCUUGAGUUCUGGCGCAUGCACCAAAAGUACGGCAAGGUUGUCCGCUUCGGCCCCAACUGCGUCUCCUUCAACUCCAACACGGCCCUCAAGGAAAUCUACGGCUUCAAGUCCAAUGUCCGCAAGUCCGAGUUCUACGAUGCCUUUGCCCACCCCGUCGCAAACACCCACAACACCCGCGACAAGGAGGUCCACGCCCGCAAGCGCCGCGUCUUGUCGCAUGCCUUUUCGGAGUCGGCCAUGAAGGAGAUGCAGCGCUACAUCCUUGCCAAUGUCCGCACCUUUUGCCAGCAGAUUGGUCUCGCUGACGGUGAUGCUGACUCCAAGGGCUGGUCUAAGCCUCGCAACAUGGCUGACUGGUGCAACUACCUGGCUAUGGAUAUUCUUGGUGAUCUCUCCUUUGGUAAGGCCUUCCACAUGCUCGAGCAGCCCGAUAACCGCUUUGCUCUGGAGCUCGUUGAGGCUGCCACCACCAGACAUCUCAUUUGCGGAACCAUGCCCAUUGUUGACAAGCUCGGCAUCGACAAGUACCUCUUCCCCAACCUCGCUGCCGGCCGCGCCCGCUACAUGAAGUACUCCAAGGGCCAGCUCACUGAGCGCACCAAGCUCGGCGAGGAGACUGACCGCCGCGACUUCUUCUACUACCUGCUCAAGGCCCGCGACCCGGAAACCGGCCAGGGCUUCAGCACUCCCGAACUCUGGGCCGAAUCUAACCUUCUCAUCAUUGCUGGUUCCGACACCACCUCCACCGCCAUGGCCGCCACCCUCUUCUACCUCGUCCGCAACCCCCACGCUCUGCAAAAGGUCACCGAAGAGGUCCGAUCCAAGUUUGCCGAUGUCGAACAGAUUGUCCACGGCCCUGCCCUCGGCGGCCUGACCUACCUCCGCGCCUGUGUCGAUGAGGCUAUGCGCAUGAGUCCUUCUGUUGGUGGCAUUCUGCCCCGUGAAGUUAUGGCUGGCGGCAUGACCAUUGACGGCCACAAGAUCCCCGCUGGCACCGUCGUUGGCACCCCUCACUACACCAUCCACCACAACGAGGAGUACUACCCCUCUCCCUACAGCUACGUCCCUGAGCGCUGGCUCGCCGGUUCCAAGAACCCUCUCAACGGCACCGAAAUCACACAGGACGACGUCUCCCGCUCUGCUUCUGCUUUCUGCCCCUUCAGCAUUGGUCCCCGUGGCUGCAUUGGUAAGGGUCUUGCUUACGUCGAGAUGACUUCCACCAUUGCCCGCACCCUCUUCCUCUACGAUAUCCGCAAGGCUACCGGCGCCAUUGACCCCAGCGAGGGCCACCCCAGCUUGGAAUGGGGCCGCCAGCGUCCUGAGGAGUUCCAGCUCGUCGAUACUUUCACUAGUGCCAAGACUGGUCCUCUUCUUGAGUUCCGCAAGGCUGAGCGUGAUUAAAAAAACAUUUCGAACCAGAGUUUGUUUGGGAAACUGGAGUUAAUACGGUUGGCGCAUUCGUCGCCUUUGUCACGGUGCUAUCAAACAGCCGCUCACCCUGUAAAUAAUGAGUAACGAUCAUGGCAUAAUAUAAAAAAUGUGAUAAAAAUGAAAACGAU
This is a messenger RNA of [Torrubiella] hemipterigena, 1990 nucleotides long. The record is from the annotation of a GenBank genome assembly. NCBI's taxonomy places the organism in Eukaryota, Fungi, Ascomycota, Sordariomycetes, Hypocreales, Clavicipitaceae.